AUGGAGAUUCCGGUGGAUUGCGACUGCCGAACGAUUCCACUUAUUCAACAUCCUCGACUGGUCGUCGGAGAUGGGGCGCAUGCCAUGUGGCCAGCACCAUUCGGGAAACCGAAAAAGGUGAGCGCUACAAUGCUUGGGCUUCAAAACUUGUCGGAAUGUGACGCCGGCGAAGAUCGACAAAUGCAGUCGAUAUGUCUUUCCACUACUCUUCUCCGCAUUCAACGUUAUCUACUGGACGAUAAUGACGGUGACUGA
Ostertagia ostertagi is the source of this 255-nucleotide messenger RNA. Lineage: Eukaryota; Metazoa; Nematoda; Chromadorea; Rhabditida; Trichostrongylidae. The record is from the annotation of a GenBank genome assembly.